Scophthalmus maximus (turbot) is the source of this 2382-nucleotide messenger RNA. RefSeq names its product platelet-activating factor acetylhydrolase 1b, catalytic subunit 2 (gene pafah1b2). NCBI's taxonomy places the organism in Eukaryota, Metazoa, Chordata, Actinopteri, Pleuronectiformes, Scophthalmidae. The record is from RefSeq and is a predicted model, not a curated record. Bases 451 to 1140 code for a protein of 229 amino acids. The transcript is spliced from 6 exons.
CUCGCAGGAAAGCACACGUCGAAGCAGUGCGACUUCUAUACAUUGCAGGUGGUGGCAGUGUUAAUGUGUAUGCUACAUAUGUUCAGCUAGUGCCAGUUACAUCGUGGACUUGUUAAAGUCUUGGUUGUGUUAUGAGUCUGACUGUGCGACCCGUAAAGAAAAGCUGCCUGACAGCCCGUCCUCGGGGCAACAAUUCCCCUCGCCACAUAUGACUUGAACUCGCUGCACUCCACCGGUGUUACGUUCAGCGGGAGCUGCUCGCCCCUCUCCUCGUCGGACAGUCUCUGCGGUUUGCCUCCUUGACACACCUUUUGUUGUCUAGUGGAGCUGGAGUCAGCUAACGGCUGCUACCGAGCAUCACCCGCCCGACAGCGGUGAAGUCAAGUCGGGGUUUACGGAGUUACUCUGAAGCCGAGGGAGCCUCGAAGUGGCGGCCAACACCCUGCCAGGAUGAGUGGUGACGGACUGAACCCCGCUGCAGCAGCUCGGCCAGUGGAUGAUGCUCAAGGAGACGGACGGUGGAUGUCACAGCACACACGGUUUGUGCUGGAGUGUAAGGACGCUGAACCAGAUGUGCUUUUUGUGGGAGAUUCUAUGAUACAGCUAAUGCAGCAGUAUGAGGUCUGGAGGGAGUUGUUUUCUCCUCUUCACGCUCUCAACUUUGGCAUUGGAGGAGACACAACCUGCAACGUGCUGUGGAGACUACAGAACGGAGAACUGGAGAACAUUCGUCCCAAAGUGGUGGUGCUGUGGGUAGGAACUAACAAUUAUGGACACACAGCAGAGCAAGUUGCAGGAGGAAUUCUUGCGAUUGCACAACUGCUCACGUCCCGUCUCCCAAAGGCAAAGAUACUCGUACUGGGCCUGUUGCCUCGAGGGGAGCGGCCCAACCCACUGAGGGUGAAGAACGCUGCUGUCAAUGGGUUCCUGCGCUCCUGGCUGCCCCGUCUGGGCAGGGCGCAGUUCCUGGAUGUGAGCGGGGAGUUUGUUCACUCCGACGGAACCAUCAUCCCCCAGGACAUGUUUGACUUCCUUCACCUGACUGCGACGGGUUACCGCACCGUGGCCAAGCCCCUCAGUGACCUGCUGCUCCAGAUACUGGAGGAGAUUCCCGAGGAGAGACGGGCAUCGCUGGUGUGAGGGCCACGGCCCAGCAGCGACAUUUACCCAGAGGCAUGUCUCCCCCGCUGCUGUGGGAGAAGGGGGAGAUGUGCCCCUGGUAUCUGGAGGAGGAAGGGCCCACUCACAGAGGGGGGAACCCAUACCCUGAUGUGAGUGGGCCCACGAGGGAUGCGGGGUGAAAUUUAUGAACUGUGGGGAGGUGUGGGGAGGUGAAGAGGAGGGAGAGAGAGAGACCUCACUACAGACGUAGACACUGUGAUUGCAGAUUGCAAAAGGAUUUACCAAGGUCAGACUACUCUGAAACAUAGACCAUAUGGGACUACAAACAGAUUUAUCUUGGGCUGAGGAUAAAAUUAGUGUUUCCCCUCUGUAGCUGUUGCCAAGGAAACAUGUUACAAAAAAGAAAAACACAAUCUCAAUCUUCCCCCGUGUAUUUCUUUGAUGUCUUCAGAACUGUUUGCUGUGACGUCUCGCUGUUAACACAGGAAAAGUCCAGCGCAGUGACUACACGCAAUGGGAAGAACUUUAUCUAUCUAUGAACAAUGUUACCAGUCUGACCAGUACACAACAGAGCAGUGGUCCCCGACCUGGUGGUCAUCCCAUAUUGCUUUACCUCUUUUCAAGGGUCCACAAGUGAAAAAGGUCGGGGGCCACUGCUACAGAGAGGCUACUGCUGAGACACGAUGUAUUACAGUGAACAGUAUUUUAAAAAAAUAACUCCUACAAUGAGUUUACUUACAGUGUAAUCCUGCAAAUAAUUUUUACAAAUUCACUCAGUCCAGUUGUUUAUGUUCAACCAGAUAUACGGAGCACUUAGUCUUCUAGAUGUACAUUUUCUAACUCGAUGUGUAACUAUUUAGGCGUCUCUACAAUUUGUGAAUCAAUAUAGAUAGACGAUAUCUGGAGAGACCACACAUCACCGCUUCAUCUCACGUGACGUCAAACUAAUUAUUCAACUCAAACCUGACGUCGGUGUUACCUGCAUGCACGUUUUUAAGGACAGCCUCAACUUUGGCGUCGAAAGUAGGCCGACGCCUCUGUAUAUUACACAUAAGUGUGCAUUAAUAAUGUAUGUACGUUAAUUGAGCGAAUGUCAAAAUCAUGUAUUCAUACAUUUCCACUGGUGGUGUUGUGCUGCUGUCUACAUACGUCUUCCAAAAAGACGCCGAACCUGCUGCUUUCGUGCAAAGUGUCUUUCACAUCCAGAAAAAUUGGAUUUGCAUUUUAUUUGUGGAAUUACUUUUCACCAUUUAGGUAAAA